AUGAUUCAAAAUUCAGUACAGUUUGAUGGUUUAGCGGAUGAGGACCCCCAUGCCGAUCUUGCCCGGUUUAUUCAAAUAUGCUCCACUUUCAAGAUCAAUUCUGUGUCAGACGAUGCCAUAAGACUUAGAUUGUUCCCGUUCAGUUUGAGAGGAGCAACAUACAGAUGGUUCACAUCCUUAGCUCCUUGGUCCAUCACCACUUUGAAGGAGAUGGGUGAGAAGUUCUUGGCCCGAUAUUUUCCUCCAAGCAAAGCUACAAGACUGAGACAAGAGAUAUCAUCUUUCAGGCAAGCGGCAGGUGGUGCUUUAAGCAACAAGCUUCCUAAAGAGGCUGAGGAAUUAAUUGAGAAUAUGGCCAGCAAUGAGUGUCAUUGGAGCACUAGACAGAAGCCUCCAAGGGCUACAGGGCUAUACGAGGUGAAUGAAUCCACAUCAUUAGCAAUGAAGAUUGAUGCCCUGACGAAACGUGUCAUGGAGAAUAGGCAUGCAACAACACAAUGCCCUAUUUUCGUUACCCCAUCACCUCCUGUGGAAACAGUUGAUUAUGUUGGGGGUGGACCCUGGGGAUCAAGGAAUCAAUUUGGCAACGCUUACAAUUAUGGAUGGAGGGGCUCUUCAAAUCCUUCUUGGAAUCAAGGCCAAUCUCAGUACAGACCCAUGAUUAGCAAGGGGGCACGUUUUGUGCAUAAUGAAAAGAAACUUGAUGAAUUCAGUACCAUAUUGAGAAAUGUACAAGCAUCCAUCCAAUCUCUGGAGAACCAAUUGGAAACAAGGAAAAGAGGGAUCCCAAGUGCGUCCAAUGAUGGGGUAGCCAUCUGGGAAGACCCUAAUUUGAGUGACGAUGCAAGCAAGGAGAAUGGGAGGAAAACUGUUGAAGACUCCCCAAAUUCAAACAUUUCAAGUGGGCACGAAUAUAAGCCAGUGGUAUCGUACUCCUCAAGACUCAAACAAGAUAAAGAUGAAGCUCAAUUCAAGAAGUUCCUCAAUAUCUUCAAGCAACUCCACAUAAAUAUUACAAUCAUUGAAGCACUAGCUCAAAUGCCGAAGUAUGGCAAGUUUUUAAAGGAGCUUCUCACCAAUAAGAGAAAGUUAGAGGAAUAA
This is a messenger RNA of Dioscorea cayenensis subsp. rotundata (Guinea yam), 1101 nucleotides long. RefSeq lists its product as uncharacterized. The transcript is spliced from 4 exons. The record is from RefSeq and is a predicted model, not a curated record. The coding region runs from base 1 to 1101 and encodes 366 amino acids. Lineage: Eukaryota; Viridiplantae; Streptophyta; Magnoliopsida; Dioscoreales; Dioscoreaceae.